AUGUCUGUUUUGGAUACAAAAAGUAACCGUGUCACAUUGAAGAUGGACGUUUCUCACACAGAGCACUCACAUGUCAUUGGUAAAGGAGGGAACAACAUCAAGAAAGUGAUGGAGGAAACUGGCUGCCAUAUCCAUUUUCCAGACUCCAACAGGAAUAAUCAGGCUGAGAAAAGCAACCAGGUAUCAAUUGCCGGACAACCUGCGGGGGUAGAAUCUGCAAGAGUAAGAAUAAGGGAAUUGCUGCCUUUGGUUCUGAUGUUUGAGUUGCCCAUAGCUGGUAUUUUACAGCCAAUUCCAGAUCCAAACUCUCCCACAAUCCAGCACAUUUCCCAAACCUACAACAUAACAGUUUCUUUCAAGCAGAGGUCCAGAGUGUAUGGUGCUACUGUUAUUGUGAGAGGCUCCCAGAAUAACACCAGUGCUGUUAAGGAAGGAACAGCGCUGCUGUUGGAACAUCUUGCUGGUAGUUUGGCAAAUGCCAUUCCUGUUAGCACACAGCUGGAUAUUGCUGCUCAGCAUCACCUCUUCAUGAUGGGCCGCAAUGGAAGCAACAUCAAGCACAUUAUGCAGAGAACAGGUGCUCAGAUCCACUUCCCAGACCCAAAUAACCCUUUAAAGAAGUCUACAGUCUACCUCCAAGGCACCAUUGAAUCAGUUUGUCUUGCCAGACAGUAUCUCAUGGGUUGUCUCCCACUUGUCCUGAUGUUUGACAUGAAGGAAGAAAUUGAAGUAGAACCACAAUACAUUACGCAACUCAUGGAACAACUAGAUGUCUUUAUCAGCAUCAAGCCAAAGCCAAAACAGCCAAGUAAAUCUGUGAUUGUAAAAAGCGUGGAACGAAAUGCCUUAAAUAUGUAUGAAGCCAGAAAAUGCCUUCUUGGGCUUGAAAGCAGUGGUGUGGCCAUUACAAGCCAGUCUACCUUAUCUUGCCCAAUGCCUUACCAUGGACUGGAUAUCUUGACAGCAGGUUUGGGACUUACUGGUUUAGGUCUUUUGGGCCCAAAUGCUCUGUCAGUGAAUUCCACAACAGCACAGAAUACUCUGCUGAAUGCCCUCAAUAGUACUGUCAGCCCGCUGCACAGCCCCAGUUCUGCGGCAACUAGUCCGACACUUUGGGCAGCUUCCCUAGCCAAUGCCUCCAGUGCUCCAGGGUUUUCUGCAAUACCACAUAUGAUGAUGCCAUCUGCUGCACAAGCUACAUUGACUAGCUUUCUGCUGUCUGGAGUGCCAAACUAUGGCCAAAAUACACCAUCUCCUCCUCCUGGGCUAACACCAGUUGAUGUACAUAUGAACGGCAUGCACUCUGAAUGCAAGAAAGUCGCAUCAGCGUUAAAUGGUCAUGUGAAAUCUUCAAACAUGAAAUAUGGCUCAAUAUCUACAUCAUCUCUGGGAGACAAAGUAAUUAACGCACACCUACCUGAGACAGCCAGGCCAUCGAACAACUGCAGCUCACCUGUCCAAACAAACACAAAGUCAGACUCAGAAGUAGGUGGUAACGAUGCCUUUGUCGAAGUAGGGAUGCCAAGAAGUCCAUCUCACUCUGCGAAUACCAAUGAUCUCAAACAGAUGCUGAGUUCAGUCAAAGCACCCUGUGCUAAGAGGCAGACAGUGGAAUUACUACAAGGCACUAAGAACUCACAUCUACAUAGUAGUGAAAGGUUACUUUCAGAUUCAGAGAUGAGUUCAGCAGAUGGCCCACUGACAGACAAGAAGGCUCCUGGAAGUGAGCGAGCCGCCGAACGAGCUGCUCAGCAGAACUCAGAGAGGGUACGGCUUAAUUCACAGUCUUCCUUUACAAAUAUGCAGGCCUAUGAUUAUGAACAAAAGAAGUUGUUGGCAACGAAAGCAAUGCUGAAGAAACCUGUAGUAACAGAAGUCAGAACUCCAACAAACACUUGGAGUGGACUGGGAUUCUCCAAAUCCAUGCCUGCAGAGACCAUAAAAGAACUAAGACGUGCAAAUCAUGUAUCAUACAAGCCAACCAUGAGUACGACAUAUGAGGCGCCUUCAAUGUCCCUGUCCCGGUCAAAUAGUAGGGAACAGCUGGGCAAUGGCAGUGACUCUGAUAACUGGAGGGACAGGAAUGGCAUGGACUCAUCUCAUAAUGACUACUCGUCAUCGAUUGGCAGUCCUAAGCGAAAACAAAAUAAAUCUGCAGAACACUACCUUAGCAGUAGUAACUACAUGGAUUGUAUCUCCUCUCUAACUGGAAGCAAUGGCUGUAACUUAAAUAGUUCAUUCAAAGGUUCUGACCUUCCCGAACUUUUCAGCAAGCUAGGACUGGGGAAAUAUACAGACAUUUUCCAGCAGCAAGAGAUUGAUCUACAGACAUUUCUUACACUGACAGAUCAAGAUUUAAAAGAACUUGGAAUAACGACGUUUGGUGCAAGAAGGAAAAUGUUGCUGGCUAUCUCAGAACUGAACAAAAAUCGAAGAAAGUUGUUUGAGCCAACCAAUAUUCGUUCUGCAUUCCUGGAAGGAGGAGCUAGUGGAAGACUUCCGCGCCAGUAUCACACAGACAUAGCCAGUGUCAGUGGUCGCUGGUAG
Messenger RNA from Staurois parvus, 2547 nucleotides. NCBI's taxonomy places the organism in Eukaryota, Metazoa, Chordata, Amphibia, Anura, Ranidae. The record is from the annotation of a GenBank genome assembly.